UUUUUUUUUCUCUUUUACUUUGCCAUUGAAGCAAUGAGCAGUAUAAACACAACACUGACAGCAGCAGAAAAUGAACAAACGAUAACCGAAAGCAGUCAGCAGCUAUCGUCAGUUUUAAUUGGUAUAAUAGUACUAUCGGUGAUUGCAGGAAUAGGAUUGUUGUGUUUAUCUUUUUUACUUGUCCGACGAACAGGUAGUAAUGAUACUACAUCAGGACAAAAGAACGAUGUUCCAAUAACAUCUUCACUUGAUACCCAUGAUAUAUUCUUUACGAUUUUAGAAUAUCCACCCACAAAACCACCUACCUGUCUCGUAUCAGACAUAUCUUCUUCCAAUAACUGUUCGUUUAUCUAUGAAGAAAGAAAUGACCCAAUUUCUGCAUCUCUUGCUAGACAAAGUAUAGAAGAAAGGUCCGGAUAUUAUAAAAGUCCAACCAGAACACCUGUACCAUAUUAUCAUUAUCAGAAACAAUCUUCUGUAAAUUCUUCAAAAACAAAUCAUUUAAUAAUGAUUGAUGAUUUGGAUGAAGAUGAAAAGGCUAUGCAAAGAUGGUCUGCUUCUUCUUAUCAUGUAUGGUAAGCACUUUCGGCCGGUAUAUAUCCAUUUUGUAACUACACAUACCCCUUGUCCUUCUUUGUACAUAUAUACAUAUUCUCUUUUUUGUACAUUUACACUCAAUCACCGACCCCUUAUAUCUCCCAUAAACACAGAUCCACACACAAGCACACACACACACAAGCACACACACAAACACGCAAAAAAAAAACAUAUACACCCCUUCUUCUUUGUAUAUCAUUACUCUUUCAUUCAUUAAAUAAAUUAAAUGAAUUUAUAUACAACAUCAAAAAAGAAA
This is a messenger RNA of Mucor mucedo, 853 nucleotides long. RefSeq lists its product as uncharacterized. Bases 34 to 579 code for a protein of 181 amino acids. The transcript has a single exon. The record is from RefSeq and is a predicted model, not a curated record. NCBI's taxonomy places the organism in Eukaryota, Fungi, Mucoromycota, Mucoromycetes, Mucorales, Mucoraceae.